AUGGCGCAUAAGAGCCCUGGCCGCCUGCGGGGCCGCUUCUCCGUGCACUGCGUUCCGGGGCUCGCCGUGCCGCUGCGGCCCGCGUCUCCGGAGUCGCCGUCUCUGUCGCCGCCGUCCCGGUCCCCGUUCCCCCCGGGCGCGGAGCCUCGCGAGCGCCGGGCGGGCGCCAGGGCGCGCAGACAUGGCCAGCCGCACCAGAGCGCGCCGGGCGGCCGCGGCGCUGGGCUGCACCGGGCUGCUGUGCGCCGUGCUGGGCGCCGUCAUGCUGGUGAUGGUGCCCUCGAUCAUGAAGCAGCAGGUGCUCAAGAAUGUGCGCAUCGACCCCAGUAGCAUGUCCUACAACAUGUGGAAGGAGAUCCCCGUCCCCUUCUACCUGUCUGUCUACUUCUUCAACGUCCUCAACCCCGACGAGAUCCUCCAGGGCGAGAAGCCGCAGGUGCAGGAGCGCGGGCCCUACGUGUACAGGGAGUUCCGGCACAAGAGCAACAUCAGCUUCAACGACAACGACACGGUGUCCUUCCUCGAGUACCGCAGGUACCAGUUCCAGCCCGACAAGUCCCGCGGCCUGGAGAGCGACUACAUCGUCAUCCCCAACAUCCUGGUCAUGAGCGCGGCGAUGAUGAUGGAGGACAGGCCCCUGAGCCUGAAGCUGAUGAUGACCUUGGCCUUCACCACCCUCGGCGAGCGCGCCUUCAUGAACCGCACCGUCGGCGAGAUCAUGUGGGGCUACGACGACCCCCUCAUGGACCUCAUCAAUACCUACCUGCCAAACUUGUUUCCCUUCAAGGGCAAGUUCGGGCUAUUUGCUGAGCUCAACAACUCCGACUCCGGGCUCUUCACCGUGUUCACGGGGGUCAAGGACUUCAGCAGGAUCCACCUGGUGGACAAGUGGAACGGACUCAGCAAGGUCGACUUCUGGCACUCGGAUCAGUGCAACAUGAUUAACGGAACUUCGGGGCAGAUGUGGGCGCCCUUCAUGACGCCCGAGUCCUCGCUGGAAUUCUACAGCCCCGACGCCUGCCGGUCCAUGAAGCUGAUCUACAAGGAGUCGGGGGAGUUCGAGGGCAUCCCCACCUAUCGCUUUGUGGCCCCCGACACCUUAUUUGCCAACGGCUCCGUCUACCCGCCCAACGAGGGCUUCUGCCCGUGCCGGGAGUCCGGAAUCCUGAAUGUCAGCACGUGCAGGUUCAGUGCGCCCUUGUUUCUCUCCCAUCCUCACUUCUACAACGCCGACCCGGUCCUGGUAGAGGCGGUGCUUGGCCUCCAGCCUAACCAAGAGGAGCAUUCCUUGUUCCUGGACAUUCACCCGGUCACGGGGAUCCCCAUGAACUGCUCGGUGAAGCUGCAGCUCAGCCUGUACAUGAAGGCCAUCAGCGGCAUCGGACAAACCGGGAAGAUCGCGCCGGUGGUCAUGCCGCUGCUGUGGUUUGGAGAGAGCGGGGAGAUGGAGGGUUCCACCCUCCGGUCCUUCUACAACCAGCUGGUGUUGAUGCCCACGGUGCUGCACUACGCCCAGUAUGUCCUCCUCGCCCUGGGCUGCAUCCUGCUGCUCGUCCCCAUCGUCCUCCAGAUCCGGAGCCAAGGUCCCGAAGACGCCAUGUGCCAGCCCAGCCUGGCCGCUCAGCCAGACCCGUUCCCCGGCCCCUGCACCCCGCUGCUUCAGGACUCUCUCAGCGGACAGCCCACUAGCCCCCCAGUCUGAGCCCCCACUGCCACACGCACGUCCCCACACUGCACCCCCGGCACGUGGACACACGCGUGCACAGGUGUGUGCCGGCACUCAGGGAUGGAGCUGCUGCUGAGAGGACUCGGGGAGACGCUCGUCAACAAGGACUGUUCUGGAACCUUCUCUCCAAGUGACCCACAGGCAGCGCCACAGUGCUGUGGGCAUCGGGUCCCCUCCCUUGGGUGGGCUCUUGACAACUCACGCCACCCCUCCCCGGUCGUCCUCUCCAUCAGUCUCAAAACAGUGCAGCCCCUCCUGGUGGCCCCUACGGGGACCGGGCUUCACCGCGAGGGCCGGCCACUGUCCCGACGUCCCACCCGCAGCGCAGACUUCCUGUGCCGCAGCCGGGUGGGCGGGGCUGCACUGCCCGUGUCCUGGUCCCCUCAGGACCCGAUCUCCCUGAGGCCACCCGGGCGCCGGGUGUGGGUGUCUGGGCCCCUUCCUCCGGCUAAACUGACAUCGCCGUGCAGACCGAGCCGGCGGCCCCAGCGGGGGUGGUGGGGGCGGCGGGGACUCUGCCCAGAGCUGCCCCCCAAGGGCCCUCGGCUUCCCGGUGCAGGGCAGAGGUGGGGGGCCGGGGGCCGGCAGCCCCGGGGGUCUGGGCGGCGGGGAGACCCGACCUCUCGGGGCUCGGGGUCUCUGGGGCAAGCCUCUGUCACUUUUCUACUGAAAGAGAAAUGAAUUUUAUUGUCUUUUGAAAAUAAUUCACUAUUGAACUAAUAAACCUUUUACAAA
Diceros bicornis minor is the source of this 2461-nucleotide messenger RNA. It is a transcript of the gene SCARB1, whose product is annotated as scavenger receptor class B member 1. Gene Ontology annotation, molecular function: lipid binding; scavenger receptor activity; low-density lipoprotein particle binding. Bases 182 to 1702 code for a protein of 506 amino acids. Gene Ontology annotation, cellular component: caveola; cytoplasm. The record is from RefSeq and is a predicted model, not a curated record. Gene Ontology annotation, biological process: cholesterol import; cholesterol efflux; plasma lipoprotein particle clearance. NCBI's taxonomy places the organism in Eukaryota, Metazoa, Chordata, Mammalia, Perissodactyla, Rhinocerotidae. The transcript is spliced from 12 exons.